This is a messenger RNA of Lycium barbarum (goji berry), 1524 nucleotides long. RefSeq names its product aluminum-activated malate transporter 8. Bases 5 to 1492 code for a protein of 495 amino acids. The transcript has 6 exons. The record is from RefSeq and is a predicted model, not a curated record. NCBI's taxonomy places the organism in Eukaryota, Viridiplantae, Streptophyta, Magnoliopsida, Solanales, Solanaceae. Gene Ontology annotation, biological process: malate transport. Gene Ontology annotation, cellular component: plant-type vacuole membrane.
CCCAAUGGAGAUUAAUAAUUCUACAAGCCCAGCAAAAAUCAAUGUCAUUUCCCAUCUCAUAGGUUUUCCAAAAAAGUUGAAGGACAAAGCUAUUGAAAUUGUGAAAAAAACAAAGAAAAUUGGAAAAGAUGAUCCAAGAAAAAUUUGGCAUGCAUUUAAAGUGGGAUUAGCUCUCACUUUAAUUUCAUUGUUUUACUAUUAUAGGCCUCUUUAUGAUGGCUUUGGACAAUCAGCAAUUUGGGCUGUUUUAACUGUGGUGGUUGUUUUUGAAUUCACAGCAGGUGCAACUUUAUGCAAGUGUUUAAACAGAGGUUUUGCCACGUUGACCGCUGGGGCAUUAGGUGUUGGAGCAAAAUAUUUUGCUGACUUGUUUGGAAAAGAAGGGGAGCCCAUUGUUCUGGGGUUUUUGGUCUUUACACUAGGUGCACUAGGUACAUUUACAAGAUUUUUCCCCCAUAUGAAGAGGAGAUAUGACUAUGGAAUUUUGAUUUUUGUGUUGACCUUCAGUAUGGUCACCGUAUCUGGUUACCGUGUGGAUAAAAUAUUGGAACUGGCUCAUCAACGUCUGUCCACCAUUCUUAUUGGGGCUGCCACGUGCAUGAUCAUUUCCUUGGUUGUUUGUCCUGUUUGGGCUGGUGAAGAUCUUCACAAACUUGUUUCUAGUAAUCUUGAAAAGCUUGCAACCUUCUUAGGAGGUUUUGGAAGUGAAUAUUUCAGCUUUUCAGAGAUUGAUGAAAGUGGAAAGGCCUGUAAGGAAGACAAGGGAUUCCUUGGAGCCUAUAAAGCCGUCCUUAAUUCUAAGGCCAAUGAGGAAUCUUUGGCAAACUUUGCAUGGUGGGAGCCUGGUCAUGGGUCUUUUAGACUUCGUCAUCCAUGGAAGCAGUAUUUGAAGAUUGGUGUCCUUUCCAGAGAAUGUGCCUGCCAUCUUCAAGCACUUAGUGGCUACUUUAAUUCCAAGCCUCAGGCACCAACAGAGUUCCACAAAAGAAUAGAAGAAGCAUGCACAAAAAUGAGCAUAGAAUCAAGUAAAGCCCUAAAAGAACUAGCUUCUUCCAUCAAAACCAUGACACAACCGUCGUCCUCCGCCGCAGAAACCCACCUCCGCCACUCGAAAGCCGCCAUCGACGACUUUAAAUCCAUACUAGCCCCCACUGAAACCCUAUUACUCUCUAGCAAAUUAGACCUUCUUGAAAUAUUCCCAGCUAUAACGGUUGCAUCCAUACUCAUUGACGUUAUCAAUUGUGUUGACAAAAUCUCGGAGGCAGUAGAGGAUCUUUCGGUUCAAGCACAUUUCAAGAAAGAAAAGAAUAAAAAUAAGGAAUCUUCUUCGUCACCGGAGAAACCGCCACCUCAGCAGCACCUCCUCCACCGUGGAAUCGUGAAGCCCGUCGUCGACGUGGACGACGUUGAGGGUGGUGAUUCUGUUGUGAUUGAGAUAUGCGGUGGUGGCGCCGCGGCAGCGGUGGUGGAAGAGCAAAUAGUGCGAGUGUAAAUAUUUUUGCUAGCUAACAAUAGUUAGCGUAG